Molecule: messenger RNA, 964 nt
Organism: Linderina pennispora
Lineage: Eukaryota; Fungi; Kickxellomycota; Kickxellomycetes; Kickxellales; Kickxellaceae
Product: ARF/SAR superfamily
Exons: 3
Coding region: 234-776 (180 amino acids)
Biological process (GO): intracellular protein transport; vesicle-mediated transport
Cellular component (GO): cytoplasm
Molecular function (GO): GTPase activity; GTP binding
Source: RefSeq, a predicted model, not a curated record
CCGGCUUUUUUUAUUUUGGCCAGCGUCCACACCACAGAAUAAAACGAAACAUUGCUCAUUCAGCCUUUUGUUUCUCUAAUUUUCAUUCCUGCAAUUAUUCUUGCUCUUAAUUCCUUUUUGGUCCCCCUUUCCUCUCUCUCAUCUCGGCCAGCAUACAGCCUAGUUCGUAGAGGAGACACGCGCCCCCUUUCUAAAAAGUCAGAUAGCCGAGAAACCGGGAACCAAACACAGCCAUGGGAGGCAGUUUUUCAAAGAUGCUGUCGAAGCUCUUCGGCAACAAGGAGAUGCGCAUACUGAUGCUGGGCCUAGAUGCGGCGGGCAAGACGACAAUCCUGUACAAGCUGAAGCUGAACCAGUCGGUGACAACAAUCCCGACAGUGGGGUUCAACGUGGAGACGGUGACAUACAAGAACGUAAAGUUCAACGUGUGGGACGUGGGCGGCCAGGACAAGAUCCGGCCGCUGUGGCGCCACUACUACACGGGCACGCAGGGCCUGAUUUUCGUGGUGGACUCGGCCGACCGCGAGCGCAUCGACGAGGCGCGCACCGAGCUGCACCGGAUUGUCAGCGACCGGGAGAUGAAGGACUGCCUUUUGCUGGUGUUUGCGAACAAGCAGGACCUGCCCUCGGCCAUGACGCCGGCUGAGGUCACCGAGAAGCUGGGCUUGCAUAGGAUGCGCGACCGCCAGUGGUAUGUCCACCCGAGCUGUGCCACUACGGGCGAGGGCCUGUUUGAGGGGUUGAGCUGGCUCAGCCAGAACAUCAAGACGCCAUGAAAAGGGUGGUUUGGGUGUGCCGCUGGAAUCAAAAUAUUAGUGUCUCCCCCUUUCUUCCUUUUUUCUUCUAUUCCCUCUGCGAGAUGGAAACACAUCCCCUCCCCCUCCUUUCUACUAAUAUCUUCUCUGUUGGCUUCCUGGAAGCCACGCAAGCCUAUAUCUUUUUGCAUCUGUGUUUCUUUAUCUCG